AUCUGUAGAAGAAAAAGAUUAAAGAUGAGAAGGAAAAACAAGUAAGACAAAGCGUCAAAACAUGAGUUAGACAGAAAAUACAUGUUGAAUUAAACACAUAUGAAGAGAUUAUUACAAUGACGGCACGCUUUCAUUUCCUCAGUAUUUGGGUUUCGACUGACCAUGACGAGAUCGAGCAGGUGGCAAAAUCCUGGGGCGCCCAGGUGCACCGCAGGAGCCUUGAAGUCUCCAAAGACUCUUCCUCCUCCCUGGAAACCAUUCAAGAGUUUAUGAGGCUCAACCCAGAGAUAGAUGUGAUGUGCAACAUCCAGGCUACCUCCCCGUGUCUCCACCCGUUCCAUUUGACGGAGGCCCUGAACAUGAUCACGCAGCAGGGCUUUGAUUCCGUCUUCUCCGUGGUCAGGAGACACCAGUUCCGCUGGCAGGAGGUCAAGAAAGGAUCUGGGGAGGUUACCAAGGCGUUCAAUCUGGACCCGGCCCACCGUCCACGCCGUCAGGACUGGGAUGGAGAGCUGUGUGAGAACGGCUCGUUUUACUUCACCGUUAAAGACUCCUUAGUGAAUGAGGGACUUCUGCAGGGCGGUAAGGUAGCGUACUACGAGAUGCUGCCAGAGUUCAGCGUGGACAUCGAUGUGGACAUCGACUGGCCUGUGGCGGAACAGAGGGUUCUCCGGUAUGGCUACUUCGGUCGGGCCACGCCAGAGGUGGUUCGUCUGAUGUUCUGCAAGGUUUCCGGAUGUUUAACGGAAGGAAGGAUCUUAUUGUACAAGUCCGGAGAGGAGAUGGUGUCUAUUAAUACCAGAGACACCACGGGCAUCCGCAUGCUGCAGAAAGAAGCAAUGGAGGUUGUGCUGUUGACGUCCAAGCUGGACUCCGUGACCCAGUCUUUGGCUGACAAACUAGCCGAGAGGACGGGCUGCAAGGUCAUCUCGGUGGGAGAGGAGCCCCUGAAUGAUCUGAGGCCGAUGGUGGAGCAGAGGAAGCUGGGUUGGAAGGAUGUGGCGUACAUGGGUAGCGACACACAGGAUAUCAGCUGUCUGAACCUGGCCGGUUUAAGUGCAGUGCCUGGAGACGCUCCGGUGGUCGUCAUCAAUGCUGCAAAGUACACCUGCCACAGUGCCGGGGGAAUGGGGGCCAUGAGGGAGUUUGCGGAGCACAUUCUCCUGCAAAAAGAAAAAGCAAAGUCGCAGAUGGAGCAGCAGCGCAUCGACCGCAAAAACUUUUAAUUCUGAAUGUGAAUCAAUAGAAAAGGCUUCAGGGUAUAGUUCAGGCACAUAUAACGAAUCAAACAUGCACAUAAAAACAUUUCAGCUCUGCUUUUAGAGUUAGAAGUGAAAUAAUUAAUCCUGUUUCCACAUCAAGUUUUGCUCUCUUCUUGGCUUCAAAAAGUGAGAUUAUUAUGCAUGCUCUUUAGACGUUUUACGAAAAUGAAGUUAUCCAAACGUUUCACAGAUUGUACCUUUAAAUUAAAAGAACAGUUUUCUUUACAGGGCUUGUACAAAGUCACUAAAGUAAUCCCUGAAUAUGAGAUAAUUAUCUAUCUAUCCAUAUUAUUAAUUUUGUAUCUGUAAAAUCUCAUUGGGCAACUUCUGCUUCUGUACAAACCAACGGGUUGAAUACUCCAGGAAAAUGUGACUAUUACUUUAACUGGGUUUGCAAUUGUUUGUCAUGAUCUGCUUAUUAUUUGAUGAAUCAAUAAACAGUUUGGGCUUUAA
This is a messenger RNA of Anarrhichthys ocellatus (wolf-eel), 1715 nucleotides long. It is a transcript of the gene cmasa, whose product is annotated as cytidine monophosphate N-acetylneuraminic acid synthetase a. The transcript has 7 exons. The coding region runs from base 117 to 1226 and encodes 369 amino acids. Lineage: Eukaryota; Metazoa; Chordata; Actinopteri; Perciformes; Anarhichadidae. Gene Ontology annotation, molecular function: N-acylneuraminate cytidylyltransferase activity. The record is from RefSeq and is a predicted model, not a curated record.